AUGGUUCUGAACUUGUGCCUUGACAUCUGCAAUAAUGGCCCGGCCCCUCCCACUGUCGCGCCCUCCCCCUGCCCGUCGCGUCGCCCCCCCCUCCCCUUCCCCUGCCCGUCGCGUCGCCUCCUCUCUCCCUGCCCGUCGCGUCGCCUCCCCUCCUCCUGCCCGUCGCGUUCGCCUCCCCUUCCCCUGCCCGUCGCGUCGCCUCCCUUCCCCCUGCCCGUCGCGUCGCCUCCCCUCCUCCUGCCCGUCGCGUUCGCCUCCCCUUCCCCUGCCCAUCGCGUCGCCUCCCUUCCCCCUGCCCGUCGCGUCACCUCCCCUCCUCCUGCCCGUCGCGUUCGCCUCCCCUUCCCCUGCCCGUCGCGUCGCCUCCCCUCCUCCUGCCCGUCGCGUUCGCCUCCCCUUCCCCUCCCCGUCGCGUCGCCUCCCUUUCCCCUGCCCGUCGCGUCGCCCUCCCAUCCCCGCCCCUGUCCUACCGUCGCGCCCUCCUCCCCGCCCCUUCUCACCGUCGCGCCCUCCUCCCCACCCCUUCCUACCGUCACGCACCCUCCUCCCCGCCCUCUCCUAACGUCGUGCGCCCUCCCCCCGAGCCCACCGUGCCCUCGCCCUCACCUAGGCUCGCGCCUCCGCGUUAGCCCGUUCCCACCCGCGAUUGGCACGCGCCCGAACCCCACUACCGCCCUGCGCGCGGGGCCCUAG
Messenger RNA from Closterium sp. Naga37s-1, 693 nucleotides. Lineage: Eukaryota; Viridiplantae; Streptophyta; Zygnematophyceae; Desmidiales; Closteriaceae. The record is from the annotation of a GenBank genome assembly.